ACAUCUUUUUUUGUUUUGUUCUAAAUGUUUAAUUCUUCAGUGGAUGGCAAUAACCAGCUGACUCCAGGCAUAUGAAUCCAUCAUGAGAUAAACUAAACCCCUUUGACUCACAUAUUGUCCACGGUUUGGGUUAAAUCUACAGGGGAAACUACUGUGAUGCAAAGGAAGUGUUGUGUCAUUUGGUUAAACUGUGCUGCUUCCUUUUCCCUUUUUUGUCAUUCCUUGAGUUGAGAGCAAACUAAGUGUUUUCAGAACAAGGGUACGGCAAACGAAAAUAACUACUACCUUGAACCUCAAAUACUUGUAUUUGUUUGUUCCUGUUGAACGGGACCCAAGGAACCAUUGAAGUUAUUGAAUGGAAACUGUACUGUAAAUGGAGCAUGGUGGCUUGCAAGGACAUCUAUUGUGUACUUUCGGUGGACUUCUGACUUCUUAGGUGAGUUUUGUUUGUUUUAUUUCAGAUCGAUUGAGUCUGUUUUGCCAAUAUGGGCAUCAGUAUCUCUAUGAUGUUUGGGUUCUGAUUCAGGCCGUUGGGUUUGAGGUAAAGAAGACACCCCCAGCUCACGCUGUAGCAAUGCUAAAUUGACGCCAGCAUUGUAUCUAGAAGUGCUCAAGACCUCUAAUUUCAGUAACCAUCUAGUGCCACAUUCAAAGACUCAACGUAAAUUCCAGCGAAGCUGACUAUGAGAGCGGAGUGUUUAUUACUGGCAUUGCAAUGCCUGUUGGGAUUUGUGCACUAUUGCGGAGCAUUGUCAACAUGCAGUCCUUUAGACCUGGAACUAAUAAAGAGAAAGCGCAUCGAAGCCAUUCGAGGACAGAUUCUCAGUAAGCUACGACUGUCUAAAGAACCAGAAAUUAGUGAGGAAGAGGUGAUAGAUAUCAUCCCAGCAGAACUCAUCUCAAUAUACAACAGCACUGUGGAGCUAAAUGAGGAGCAGGCGGCGAAUCCUGUACACCAACCUAUAGAAGAUCCUGUAGAGGAGGAAUACUAUGCUAAGGAAGUUCACAAGUUCACCACGUUAACAACAUCAUUGGACGGAACCCCAAACAAGCUUCGGUUCAACAUCACAGAUAUAAGCCACAAAUUGGGUUUAAACAACACAGUCUCCCAGGUGGAGCUCCGUAUGCAAAUCAAGGAUGUUUCAAUAGAUCCUGGUUCAGAGCAGAGACUGGAGCUUUAUCAGGUCACUAGGAACAUAUCACGCUACCUGGAGUCACGUUUCAUUUCCAGUCAAAUGUCUGAGAAGUGGCUGUCGUUUGAUGUCACACAGACCUUGAAGGACUGGCUGCAAAGGAAUGAAGCAGAGCAAGAAUUUCAAUUGAAGAUGGCUGAUAGUUGUAAUCCUGAGAAGCAGUUUCCAUUCAAAAUAAAAGGUUUGUUUCGUCUAAGAGGUGAUCAAGCCCCAUUAGCAGAAAAUAUGCCUAAGCCUCACAUUUUGGUAAUGUCACUUCCUCUUGAUGGCCAAGGCUCAUCAAAAUCUCGCAGAAAACGUCAAACAGAAACAGAUCGAGUUUGUACUGAUAAGUCUGAGGGCUGCUGUGUGAGGAGUCUUUACAUUGACUUCCGCAAAGACCUGGGCUGGAAGUGGAUACAUGAACCUUCUGGUUAUUAUGCCAACUAUUGCACUGGCUCUUGCUCUUUCGUAUGGGCUUCAGAAAAUAAGUAUUCACAGGUUCUUGCGCUGUAUAGGCAUCACAAUCCUGGUGCAUCUGCUCAACCCUGCUGUGUACCGCAGGUUCUAGACCCACUGCCCAUCGUUUACUACGUGGGCCGCCAACAUAAGGUAGAACAGCUGUCAAAUAUGAUUGUGAAGACCUGCAAGUGUUGCUAAAGGCUCUGUCACCGUUCGGUCCCGAUGAGCAAAAUCAAGAGAGGAACAUCUUGAGGCAAUUGUAACGCAGUAUUUUUCGAGGGGAAUUAUUUUAUUCCUUGUCCUUUUUUUUUUUUUUUUUUUUACUCCAGUCACACUUAGAUGUAUUGAUUGUUUUGUACUGUUGUACAUUUAUGUUGUGUAUAACACUCUACAUAUGCUGUUCAUGUUGUCAUAAAAGUGGUCAUAUUCAUUGUUUGAUAUUAAGGUGCCCAAAGUGUUUCCCAAAAUUUUUAUCACAGUUCAGGUUUAGAUUAUUAUGUCUCUUUUGUCAGAAACAACUGACUAUUGGACAUAUGUGUACUGUACAGGAUGUAUUAAUAAAUGGAAUAUAACAAUUGUCCUUGAUAUCUGUACUUCUAGGUCAACAAGCAUUGCUUACUUAUUACUUAGGCUAAUUAUGCUGUUGAUAUUGAAAAUCUUAUUUUUUAAAUACGUGCUUGAAGAAAUUAUUUUAAAUAUUUUUUUUGUAAUUAAUCCUUCUGAAAACAAAGAAUACACUGUUUUAAUACCAUGAGGUAUUAGCUCCAGAAUUCAGCACUGUUGCAACAAUGUAGAUCAGAGUUUUGCAAGUCUGUGCUGUUGUUGUAAUUUUAUUGUGGUAUACCGUAUUUGUGAUCACGACUGAUUUUUUUUUAGUGCAUGUUGUUCUGUUUUUUCCAGAAUUCACAUUUGUUACAGGUGUUCAGGAAAGACGAUUUCCUGCCUGCUAUUUUGUUGUGGCUUCAGGGCUGGCAAGGCUUUUUCUUGUUUAUUUUUAUAAAUUAUAUGAAUUUAAAGUUUUUUCACCACAUUUUAUGUCAUUUAUUUUACUCUUUCUAAAAUAUAACAGAAUUAGAGACAGGUAAUUCUGUAGAAUUAUGUUUAUCUACCAAUUUGUUGUUUACAUUGUCUCCUUGGCCUCAGAAACUAUACAGCCAUUCCUGAUUAAAGUGGGCUGCCAACACAGGCAUGGAUAUAGACAAAUACAUUUGUAUAUAUAAGUAAAAACGCUAAACAGACUUUAAACGUGGUACCAGCACACUUUAAUAAAAUUAAUAAUAAAAUGAAUUAUAAAUGAACAACCAAUACAACAGAAGCUGUAGAUAUUCCAUAGGUUUUUGUCCUAUGCUUCCAUCUAGUGGAGCAAGUGGGAUGACGCUAUUUAGUAUUAUUUGCACUUUCCACACAAACGAAUGUAGAUGAAUACUCGUUCUUCGACAUGUUUCUAAAAUGAUUAGAUGUUUGUUGAUAAAAUAUUUUCUGACAUUCUGAUCUUUUAACGUGGAAUCUCAGUUCCAAUAAUUAUUAUACUUGCAAUGGAAUGUGUUUUACGGCUUUCCAGGCCUCAUGUUAAUUUACAAAUAUCUAUGGCGCCUUCUACUGGAUAGAAAUGUACCAUUUGUUAUUUUAAUGUCACUUAACGAAUAAAAUCUAUA
Carassius auratus (goldfish) is the source of this 3289-nucleotide messenger RNA. Its product is annotated as transforming growth factor beta-1. The record is from RefSeq and is a predicted model, not a curated record. Gene Ontology annotation, cellular component: extracellular region. Gene Ontology annotation, molecular function: growth factor activity; cytokine activity. Lineage: Eukaryota; Metazoa; Chordata; Actinopteri; Cypriniformes; Cyprinidae. The transcript has 7 exons. Gene Ontology annotation, biological process: transforming growth factor beta receptor signaling pathway; regulation of cell population proliferation. The coding region runs from base 684 to 1832 and encodes 382 amino acids.